CGGCUCGGGGCUUGCUGCUCGUCCCCGAUCCCGGCGGCCGCGGCCCUGACGUGUUGCCAUGGCCGAGGGAGGCGCGGCGGCAGCGGCGUGCUUCAGCGAGGAUGAUUUUUACUGCCCCGUCUGCCAGGAGGUGUUCAAAACGCCCGUGAGGACGGCGAACUGCCAGCACGUGUUUUGCAGGAAGUGCUUCCUGACAGCUAUCAGAGAAAGUGGAACACAUUGUCCUCUCUGCCGGGGGAGCGUGACUAAAAAAGAAAGAACAUAUCCCAAAAGGGCUCUAGAUGUUGAAAACAGUAUGAAGAAAGCUUCUGGGGGCUGUAGAUGCUGUGAGAAGCAGGUUAGAUUUUCGUGGAUGAGACAGCAUUAUAAAACAUGUAAGAAGUAUCAAGAUGAAUAUGGUGUUUCUUCUAUUAUUCCAAAUAUACAGAUUUCCCAAGAUUCAACAGGGAACAGUAGCAGGAGUGAUACAAUAUCUGAUAAUGGCGAGAUGGCUAAUAAUCAAAUACUUCAAGGAGAAACAAGUGGACAUCCUACCUUCAAAUGCCCCCUGUGUCAGGAAGCCAAUUUUACCAGACAGCGUUUGCUGGAUCACUGUAAUAACAGACAUCUCUAUCAGAUAGUUCCUGUAAUCUGUCCUAUUUGUGUAUCUCUUCCUUGGGCAGAUGCUAACCAGGUUACUAGAAAUCUUGUUAACCAUCUAAAUCUAAGACACCGGUUUGACUACGCAGAAUUUGUGAAUCUUCAGCUUGAUGAAGAAGCCCAAUAUCAAAAUGCAGUUCAAGAAUCCUGUCAUGUGAACUUUUAAAGUGUAGCCCUCCCCUCACCUUACUGAUUAUCUGGGAGAAAAAUUACAUUAUAUCUGUUGAUGAUCUGAAAUCUAUAUUAAUUAAAGUGGUAUUUAGUAACCACUUUUCAGGUUUAACUUUUUUCCAUGCUCAUAAGGACUUUUCAUGAAUUACUUUGCUGAAGCUCAAAACUGACAUCUUUACUGAGAUCUGUCUCUGGAAGUAGGGACCAUUUUGAAACUUCUUACUAUUGUCUUAAUGUUCUCUAAUUUUUACUACUGUUAAUUACAUGGUUUCUUCUAUUAGUGUCAGAUAUUUUAAUUCAUCAAAACCAACUUUGAAAGUAUCUUUAGAAAUAUAUGCAAAGAUGCUCUGUUGCACUGUUAAUUUCAGCUGUCAUCUGCUAAGAUAUCGAUGAGAUUAUAAUUUUUUUUUCUCCUUCUACCCAAGGACAAAGUUUUAUUUGAUGCUGUGAUUUUUUUACCUUUAGUAUGUGAAUGAAAAUAACAACAACUUAAGAAAUAAAAAUACUUCUACUCUAUAGAUCAAAAUGCAGAGCAGGUUGGUUUUUUUCACCUUCCAUUAAGAAAGAAUGAUGCUGUUGCCUAGGAAUAAUUCCAUCUAUUUUUUCCCCUUUUGGAGCAUAACUGAAAUAGGACGCUUGCUUACUACAGUGCGGUGUGAGGAGUUUUCCCUGUACUCCCAGCUACUGAAGAAGAUGGCAUACUUCCUGAGCAAUUCAAGAUAACAUGCAAAAGGCAUACAUUUUCAGUAUAUGACUGUGACCAGCUAGUUUUUUGUUUUGUUGGAGCUUUUAAAUAACUUCUGUUGUUGCAUUUGGAAUUAAAGUUUUGGUCUGUCCUGUCUUUCAUUGAAGGCUGUGUAACUGGAGAACUAACUGGCUUCAGACCUACCAACACUCAGAAAUUAACUUGCUUAUUUUGAUAAGACUGUCUAAACUUGGACAUCUCCUGCAUCCAGAUUCUUGAAAAAACAGUUGAGAAGAAAAACUUGCUCUAAAAUAGUUACCAACAUAUUUUAAGAGUACCUUUUUUUAGGUUUCCACGUUCCCAGCAAGACUGUCAUUAAAAUCAGAGGAAACAGAGCAAUAAUACGAUUUUGAAUUUCAAUGGAAAAUCCAUUUGUAAAGGAACUUUAAGGUAUUUUGUUUAAUUCUAAUGGGGAGAAGCAGAAAGCAAGCUGCACAGCUUACGUUUAAGAGGUUUUAAUACAGGCUGUUCCGAGCAUCUACCUUUUAGGACUGACUCUUCAUCCUGUGUCACCAUUGCCCACUGUCAAACUGUUGUUCUUCAUGGAUAUUGUAUACAUGGUGGAAAACAUCCCCAGUAAUUUUCUUAGUCUAGUUGGCAAUUUAUGUGUAAUAUCAGUUGUGCAGCCAAAGUAUGAUCUACUUCUUGUGCCCUGGCUCCUGUUUGCUCUCCAAAUACAGGUUUUGAUGGUUCUUUAAAUACUGGGAUAUUUCAUAUGCCAAAACUGGUAAGGUUGACCUGCCUCAUUCUGCAAUGUAAUAGGUUUCAGAACUGAAUCUUAGUCCUAAUAUGUUGAGUGUUGGAACUAAAACACUAUACAGUGUAAGCUGACAUUCCUGUAAUCUAUUUUUAGAGUGUAAAAUUUUACUAAAGGCAUAGCUGGCUAAAAUACAGAGAAAGCUGGCUAUUUCAGAAAUGUCUGAAGAUUAUUAGAGAUUUUUCUAACAACUUAAUGUAUUACAUUUUGUUACUGGCUUAAUACAGUAUUUUGACAGCAGGUCACGCUUUGAUCUUCUACUCAAACUUACCUAUUUGCUCCUCAUGUUCUUGUCUGUGUAUUCUCACCUGUGUGUCAGCUGAAGUGCUUGUGUGACCACAUGCUGAUUUGGAGAGGUUCACUGAUCCAACUGAAAAGGAGAUUGUUUGGAUUUUUCACUCUCUUUUCAUCUAUAAAGCCAACUAUGAAAGGAAUUUCAAGGUAUCCUGAUGCUAAAGUUUUAGCUUUUAAAAAUAAAAAUGUAUACCAUGGGGAUUUUUAUUAGUGUAUACGUUUCCUAUUGAAUGUGAUAGGUAUAUGUAAGUUUAGUUAACUUUUUUAGAUUCAAUACAAUAUUUAUAUUAUAUGGCAAUAAAUGCCUACAACCAAUACAGAUUCAGAAUGCCUCAUGGACACUGGAACUGGUUAUUUCUAUUACUUGAACAUAUCUUAAGAGUUGCAAAUGGAAUUACUUCUAUUUUAAAACUCUGGGAAACAAGUUUUUCUACAGCAAUAAUUAGUUGUCAUGUAACACAUAGUUGCUGUGCAUUUUAGUAAUAUUUAAAUGUUGGGAGACUUGAAUGCACAUUUUAAAGCAACAAAUGUUUAUAAAUGCAAUAUAAAAAAGCUUGCAAAAUGUUUCUCCUCUUUAUUCGCAUAUGUUAAAAUCUGUAUUGGCAGGCACUGCCUUGGUUAAAAUUUUAUACUUUUAAUAUGAAGAGAUUGCAUCCAAUACAUUAACUAGGUAAGUUCUUAAUGAAAAUGAAACAAUCUAUUUAAAUAUGCUGCUGCUGGUCAUGAUCUUUCUCACUGAAGCUCAGACAUACACAAAAAGCUGUGUAUUUGUGAUGGGUGAUGCUUGUACUCGAAACACGCAAUCUUUACCAGAAGAUUGCUGUUUAACAAUGUUUUCAUGUUUGCGUUGCAUUGUGUUUCAAAAUGGUAUGUUAUGUUUGAAUUGUACCUCCUAUUUUUUCUCCUAUUAAAGUAUUUUAUUUCC
Molecule: messenger RNA, 3531 nt
Organism: Apus apus (common swift)
Lineage: Eukaryota; Metazoa; Chordata; Aves; Apodiformes; Apodidae
Gene: RNF138
Product: ring finger protein 138
Exons: 7
Coding region: 59-805 (248 amino acids)
Source: RefSeq, a predicted model, not a curated record